AGUGGCACCUGCCAAGAGCUUGGCGUGGAUACCCUGGCCCAGACGGAGCAGCUGCCCCUGGGUGUCUUUCUGGCCAUCCAGCCUCACCAUGUCAAAGAAGGGCGCGGGCAGCCGGGCCAAGGGGGACAAAGCAGAGGCACUCGCCGCAUUGCAGGCUGCCAACGAGGAGCUGCGAGCCAAGCUCACGGAUAUCCAGAUUGAGCUGCAGCAGGAGAAGAGCAAGGUCAGCAAAGUGGAGCGGGAGAAGAGCCAGGAGCUGAAGCAGGUGCGUGAACACGAGCAGCGCAAACACGCGGUCCUGGUCACCGAGCUCAAGACCAAGCUGCACGAGGAGAAGAUGAAGGAGCUGCAGGCGGUGCGGGAGGCGCUGUUGCGGCAGCACGAAGCGGAGCUGCUGAGAGUCAUCAAGAUUAAGGACAAUGAGAACCAGCGGCUGCAGGCGCUGCUCAACACCCUGCGGGAUGGCGCGCCCGACAAGGUGAAGACCGUGCUCCUGUGCGAGGCUAAGGAGGAGGCCAAGAAGGGGUUUGAGGUGGAGAAGGUCAAGAUGCAGCAAGAGAUCUCAGAGCUCAAGGGGGCCAAAAAGCAGGUGGAGGAGGCCCUGACGAUGGUCAUCCAGGCCGACAAGAUCAAGGCCGCCGAGAUCAGGAGCGUCUACCACCUGCACCAAGAAGAAAUCGUCCGCAUCAAGAAGGAGUGUGAGCGUGAGAUCCGCAGGCUGAUGGAGGAGAUAAGAUUUAAAGACAGAGCAGUCUUCGUGCUGGAAAGAGAGUUAGGGGUUCAAGCCGGGCAUGCCCAGAGACUGCAGCUCCAGAAAGAGGCUCUAGAUGAGCAGCUUUCCCAGGCCAAAGAGGCUGAGCGGCACCCAGGCAGCCCCAGACGGGAACUUCCUUAUGCAAGCGGUGCAGGAGACGCCUCAGACCACUCAGGAAGCCCUGAACAGCAGUUGGAUGAAAAGGAUGCCAGGCGCUUCCAACUUAAAAUCGCGGAGUUAAGUGCCAUCAUCCGUAAACUAGAGGACCGCAACGCCUUGCUGUCUGAAGAAAGGAAUGAGCUGCUGAAGCGCUUGCGAGAAGCUGAAAGUCAGUACAAGCCGUUGCUGGACAAAAACAAGCGGCUCACUCGGAAAAACGAAGACUUGUCUCACACUCUGCGGCGCAUAGAAAGCAAGCUGAAGUUCGUUACGCAGGAGAACAUUGAAAUGAGGCAGAGAGCCGGAAUCAUCCGGAGACCCAGCUCCUUAAAUGACCUUGAUCAAAGUCAAGAUGAGAGAGAGAUCGACUUCCUAAAGCUCCAGAUUGUGGAGCAACAGAACCUCAUUGAUGAGCUUUCCAAGACCCUGGAGACGGCAGGCUAUGUGAAGAGCGUGUUGGAGCGUGAUAAGCUGUUGAGGUACCGGAAACAAAGAAAGAAAAUGGCGAAACUCCCCAAGCCAGUUGUUGUGGAGACCUUCUUUGGAUAUGAUGAAGAAGCUUCCCUGGAAUCCGAUGGCUCUUCCAUUUCUUACCAAACUGACAGGACAGACCAGACCCCAUGCACCCCUGAAGAUGACCUGGAAGAGGGUAUGGCCAAGGAAGAGACGGAGCUGAGGUUCCGGCAGCUGACCAUGGAGUACCAGGCGUUGCAGCGAGCCUAUGCCUUGCUGCAGGAACAAGUCGGAGGGACCCUGGAUGCAGAGCGAGAAGUUAAGACCCGUGAGCAGCUGCAAGCAGAGAUCCAGAGAGCACAGACACGCGUGGAGGACCUGGAGAAGGCGCUGGCUGAACAGGGGCAGGAUAUGAAGUGGAUCGAGGAGAAGCAAGCGCUAUAUCGAAGGAAUCAAGAGCUUGUAGAAAAGAUAAAACAAAUGGAGACGGAGGAGGCCCGGCUAAAACACGAGGUCCAGGAUGCAAAGGACCAGAAUGAGCUGCUGGAAUUCAGGAUCCUGGAGCUUGAGGAGAGGGAGAGGAAGUCACCCGCCAUCAACUUCCACCAUACUCCUUUUGUGGAUGGGAAGAGCCCCCUGCAGGUGUAUUGUGAGGCCGAGGGUGUAACGGACAUCCUGGUCACGGAGCUGAUGAAGAAGCUAGAUAUCCUGGGGGAUAACGCCGUAAGUAAUCUGACCAAUGAGGAGCAAGUGGUUGUCAUUCAAGCCAGGACAGUCCUGACCUUGGCAGAGAAGUGGCUCCAGAGGAUUGAAGAGACAGAGUCAGCGCUCCAGCGGAAAAUGGUAGACCUGGAGAGCGAGAAGGAGCUGUUCAGUAAGCAGAAAGGCUACCUGGAUGAGGAGCUGGACUACAGGAAGCAGGCGUUGGACCAAGCCCACAAGCACAUCCUGGAGCUGGAAGCCAUGUUGUAUGAUGCCCUGCAGCAGGAAGCCGGGGCCAAAGUGGCCGAGCUGCUGUCAGAAGAAGAGCGCGAGAAGCUCAAAGUGGCCGUGGAACAGUGGAAGCGCCAGGUCAUGAGCGAGCUGCGAGAGCGCGAUGCGCAGAUCCUGAGGGAGCGCAUGGAGCUGCUGCAGAUUGCGCAGCAGAGAAUAAAAGAGUUAGAAGAAAGGAUAGAAACCCAGAAGAGACAAAUAAAGGAGCUGGAAGAAAAGUUUUUAUUUUUGUUCUUGUUUUUCUCCCUAGCUUUCAUUCUCUGGUCAUAG
This is a messenger RNA of Peromyscus eremicus (cactus mouse), 2629 nucleotides long. It is a transcript of the gene Jakmip3, whose product is annotated as Janus kinase and microtubule interacting protein 3. The coding region runs from base 89 to 2629 and encodes 846 amino acids. The transcript is spliced from 21 exons. Gene Ontology annotation, molecular function: microtubule binding; kinase binding. The record is from RefSeq and is a predicted model, not a curated record. Lineage: Eukaryota; Metazoa; Chordata; Mammalia; Rodentia; Cricetidae.